This is a messenger RNA of Mobula hypostoma (lesser devil ray), 17535 nucleotides long. RefSeq names its product protein O-linked mannose N-acetylglucosaminyltransferase 2 (beta 1,4-) (gene pomgnt2). Lineage: Eukaryota; Metazoa; Chordata; Chondrichthyes; Myliobatiformes; Myliobatidae. The coding region runs from base 1886 to 3640 and encodes 584 amino acids. The record is from RefSeq and is a predicted model, not a curated record. Gene Ontology annotation, molecular function: protein binding; protein O-acetylglucosaminyltransferase activity. Gene Ontology annotation, biological process: protein O-linked glycosylation via mannose. The transcript is spliced from 5 exons. Gene Ontology annotation, cellular component: endoplasmic reticulum.
UCGGCGGAAUGGGGACGUUUGCUGUGACAAGGGUUAAUCUUCCCGAUCUUUAAUAUAGACAAGAUGUGGGCCACGAGUCUGCAGCAGUGGAGAGAGAUUAUUUCUCUCCCCAGCACUCUAAACAAUUUAUCGGCGCAAUUUAUAGUAUCGGGUGGCAUCGCAACCUUCGUCGCCGCCUGAAACGACCCGAUGCAGUGGAAGCGCAGCCUCUGGAGCUGAGCCCCCGUCCUGUGACGAAUGGCAACGCGUGACGUGUCCGCGGCAGGACUGGACAGGACAGGAGCCUGUGUGCGUGUGUUGUGGUAGCAGCGCUGGGCCGGGCCUGCCAUUUCCAGUGUGUAGCGUAGCCACUGUAGGAACCAGGGUACUGUAAGUGCACGGGAGCAGGCGGACGGUCUUUUCGUGAAAGGUGCACUGCAGUAUUUGAUAUGAAGUGCAAUCUUUCGAUUCUUAUGUAUGACCACAGAUACAAUGUAUGUGUGCUUGCUGCAACAUGUCAGGCGUAUGCAUUAUGAUCCAAUGCAUAUGAUUGAUGUUCAUCUAAUUAUAUUUAAGCUUAACUGAUAGGACUGAUGUUAUUAGCAAGAUAACCCGGAUCUGUGCGUUCAAUGGAUGCUGCCUCAGAUAGAACAGGGACAAACAUGUGUGGUGAUUGAUAACGGCCCAUUUAAGGACCUGAUGCUUUCUGCAGAGAACCCACUGCCGGAGGCCUAAGCUAAUGAGUGCCUCCCACUCGGGCUCUUUCUUUCGUGCACCUGGCGCUGUGUUAUUCCUUGAGGAAAGAUGAAGGAGAGGGAAUUGCUUCAAAGGGAAUGUGUUAAAGUCCUUAUUUCCAUGGUUUGACAAUAUGGCAAUCUGUAAUGGGCUGAUAGGAAAAUCUCAGUACAAUCCAUUUAAUCAAUAGUCCAAAAGCAAAUAAUUGCAGAUGCUGGGAAUGUGAAAUAAAAACAGAAAAUUCGAGAAAUAUCCAGCAGGGCAGAGAGAAACAUGUCAAAUCGAUUAUCUUUUACCAGUGGUCUGCAGCUGAGAUGUUAAACAGUUUAAGCUGUCUUCUGUGUUAGCAAUUGUAAGGCAAUGUGCCUCUGCUCAUUUUCCUAUUUACUGCCGUAAUAUUAAAGGAACAUGUAGCAGUGCUUCAGAAGUGAGACAACCCAAGUGCAAAGCCUCAAGAGUAUUAGCUCAUUUACAUCCAACUGAACUUUCCAAAACCCAAGUUGUUUGUCAUUUGAUAAAUUAUUUUAAAGUUCAGUUAGCACUACUUUAAUGUGACCAAACGGAAUAAUCCAAAUGUUGAAUGAUGCAAAUAGAUGUUGUAAUAUGGUUCAGAGCUUUUUUUUCUUACCACAGUUCAUCUUUAGUCUCUACCCUACAAUUAUAUUCACCAUGUUUUCAUCUAUUCCCAUUUUUCAAAAAAAAUGUCCAUGUAAAGGAUGUGAGCUGGAAGACUGAUUUUCAUCCAUCUUUCGCAGGCCACGAAUAGCCUGCUCUCUAGUUGGUUCCUGAGAUGCUGCCUGAUGACUGAAAGACUGGAAAGGAAAUGAAAGCACUGCCCAAUCUGUCUGCUGUUGCCAAACAAACACUGUUUUGUUGAAUGGAGAUACAAGUAUAGAAAGUAUUAGAUUGUGUUAGACCAAAACCUGAAUAAUUUACCAGGUCGGAAGAGCUUCAUGAGGAACAAACCCCUCUGUAUUGCAGAGGGUACACCGCACCGAGGACUGGGGAAAGUACCCAAGGAUAUUGGCAAUAGUGAUGGAUGUGCUUCCUGAAUCAGCUGGAUGAUUUAUUCACACGUGGUUCAGCCUUCCAGAGAGGGGAGAGGGUCUUCACGCUGCCUUGAGAGGGGUCUCUUUGCCAUCAGCUUGCUGUGAUAUGCACUUAGCUCUACAUGUCUAAAUCAAACCGCAGAAUGAGCAUAGCAAUUAUUGUCAACGCUCUUCUUGUGUCCAUCCUGGCGGCAGUGCUGUGGAAGUAUGUCAAGUUGUGGGAGCAGGUCACUUCACUGGAAGAAGAAUUGUUGCUAUCCCAGCAAACCCAAGAGCUGUCCCAAGUUAAGAUUGACUACCACGCAGCCCUGCAGGCUCUUAUGGAAAAUGGCACCAGAAUGGUUUGCACCGGGAGAAUGCAUACUGAGCGGAUCUGUCGGAUCGAGUCCCUCUGCUACUCUACAGAGGCUGAAGAGUUUGUCUUCUUCCACGGCAACGCCUCUAUACUGCUGCCGAACCUGGGCUCGCGGCGAUUCCAGCCUGCUCUUCUAGACCUGUCCUCUGUGGAAGAUCACACUGCCCAGUACUUCAAUUUUGUGGAAUUGCCUGUUGCAGCUCUCAAAUUCAUGCAGAAGCCAGUCUUUGUGCCAGACGUUGCACUGAUUAUGAAUCGGUUCAAUCCGGAUAACCUCAUGCACAUCUUCCAUGAUGAUCUGCUCCCGAUCUACUACACAAUGCUGCAGUUUCAGGACUUGAAUGAAGAUUCGCGCUUGGUCUUUAUGGAAGGGUGGAAUGAAGGGUUGCACUUUGAGCUCUACAAAUUAUUUAGUAACAAACAACCUCUUCUGAGGGAACAAUUGAAGAGUCUUGGGAGUUUGCUUUGCUUUACAAAAUCUUAUGUUGGGUUGUCAAAAAUGACAACUUGGUACCAGUACGGCUUCAUCCAGCCUCAGGGACCAAAAGCAAAUAUAUUGGUAUCUGGAAAUGAAAUCAGGCAAUUCACACACUUCAUUGUGGAAAAGUUAAACAUUACUACAAGCUCCAGUGGUGAAGAGUACAUUGUACUGUUCAGUCGCACAGUUAACAGGUUGAUCUUGAAUGAAGCAGAGUUGAUCCUAGCACUAGCACAGGAGUUUCAGAUGAAGACUAUUGCGGUGUCUCUGGACGCGUAUUCCUUCGGGGACCUCGUCAGACUGAUUAGUGGUGCCUCCAUGUUGGUCAGCAUGCAUGGAUCCCAACUAGUGAUGGCAAUGUUUCUGCCUAGGGGUGCUGUGGUUGUUGAACUUUUUCCUUAUGCCGUGAACCCAGAGCAUUACACGCCCUAUAAAACCCUGGCAUCUCUCCUGAACAUGGACCUACAGUAUGUUGCUUGGCAGAACACAAAGGAAGAGAAUACUGUUACCCAUCCUGACAGACCCUGGGAACAAGGUGGAAUUGCUCACCUUGAUAGAGUUGAACAAGAGCGCAUUGUAAAGAGCAAAGAAGUCCCUCGCCACCUGUGCUGCCGAAAUCCUGAAUGGCUAUUCCGUAUUUAUCAAGACACCCAUAUAGAUAUCACAUCUGUGAUGACUGCAAUUCACCAGUCAGUGAAAUCAAAACCUCCUCUCGGGAAGGUUAAAGCAAGAAGUAUAAUAUAUCCUGGGAAAGUGCGAGAUUCCAUAUGUCAAGCCUCUGUCCAGAGUGCCAGUGAAGCAAAGUUGUCUGUUUCCUGGCAAGUACCUUGGAAUCUGAAGUACCUGAAGGUAAAAGAGGUGACAUAUGAGGUUUGGAUACAGGAACAAGGUGAGAACACAUAUAUGCCCUACAUCUUGCCUCACCAGAACUACACGUUUAUAGAAAACAUUAAACCAUUUACAACGUACCUGAUUUGGAUAAGGUGCAUCUUUAAUAAAAACCUUCUUGGCCCAUUUGCAGAGGCACUGACUUGUAACACAUAAAGCAAGAUUGUCUUGUGGGAAAGGAAGAAACAUCCUGUACUUCUCUACGUCGUGUGGCCCAAAAGUGUGUUAUUCAAUAUUCUGUUGCCCUGUAGUUGACAAAGUGUGUAACGAAUAAGAGGACUGAGCUUAAAGAAUGAGUUCUUUUGGGGCUUUGUGCACAGUGUUGAUCUGAUGCAGUGAAACACAGUUAAAAGGCAUCUAAUCUGGUUGAAAUAAGAUUUACUCUGGUUGUAAUGGAUCAGAAUGAAGAUCUGUAUUAAGUGUAUGGACUGGAUUUUAAUGCAGUGGUUUAAAAUGACUAAAGGCAUACCAAAUCAGAAGCUCAGUGUUAAUGCAUCAACUGUGGACAUGAAUGGUACCAUGGGAUAUUGUGUUGUGCAGUCCAGUGGCCUAACACAGCCUCUGCUGCAGUUUAGAAGCAGCACCAGUUAACUUUGUGGGAUGAAUGACAGUAGUAUUAUAUGUCAACCAACUAAAGUGGAAAAGAACAGUUAAAGAUUCAUCAAACAAUACUGUGAGGUGCUGCUGUUGAGAGAAUUGCAUAUUAUUGUGUGAGUCAAGCCACAAUGGCAGAAAAGUGUAUGUGCCAGUGUGUAGAUUAGCUCAGGUGAACUUGUUCAUAGAGGUAUUUUGUGCUUUUGUAAAAUUUGUUUCAAUCAAGCAGCAAUUCUUACUAUAAUAACUAAUUCCCCCCCGAUUAGAAAGUCCUAUAUGUAUGACUACAGUCUCCCAAUCUACCUUAAAUGCCAAGAAUGCAUCAUCUUUGUGCUUCCUAUUCCUAAUCUUCGCAGAUUUUUCAUUCUAUAUGUUGAAGAGACUCUGUGGAAAAAAGGAUGUCUGUUUGCUUCAGCUUUCUGCUUCUUCUGAUUCUAAAAUCCUGCUUAUGACUGUAAAGCAAAAUAUAUCUGCUUUCAAGCUAAGUUCUUCUAACCUUUGAAAUUCCUCACUUUUUGGAUAAGUACUUGCAGCUGCACACAGUAAAUUCAAGUAGUAUAAAGAUGAAGAUGUUGUCCUGGAGCAGAGAAGAGCAGAGACCACAGAGGAAGAGAGACUUGUGGAUAUCCCAUUGUAGAGAGGAGGAAACCUUCUUCAAAAUGGUCCUGAUGCAACUCCUUAACGUCGACUUGCAUCUUUUGCCUCCACAGAUGCUGCUUGACUCAUUGAGAUUUUCAGCAUUUUAAGUUCAGGUAGUAAUCUCAGCAGUACUCCAGAUGUGCCCACAUAAUUAUGGCAAUUGAAAUGGAUUAUAUGGUUUAUAUGGUUAUAUGGUUAUUAGAUUUAAUCUAGAUUGGAUAAAUUUAUUUCCCCAGUUGGAAGUCCCUGCAUUAGAUAUCACUAAGCAGAGACCGUAAGACCAUAAGACAAAGGAGCAGAAGUCGGCCAUUCGGCCCAUUGAGUCUGCGCCGCCAUUUUAUCAUAAGCUGACCCAUUCUCCCAUUUAGUCCCACUCCCCCGCCUUCUCACCAUAACUUUUGAUGCCCUGGCUACUCAGGUACCUAUCAAUCUCUGCCUUAAAUACAUCCAAUGACUUGGCCUCCACUGCCGCCCGUGGCAACAAAUUCCGUAGAUUCACCAACUUCUGGCAAAAAAAAUUCUUCACAUCUAGUGAAUCUUCUCUGUACCUUCUCCAAUGUCAGCACAUCCUUUCUUAAAUAAGGAGAUCAAAACUGCCCACAGUACUCCUAGUGAGGUCUCACCAGCGCCUUAACAUCACAUCCCUGCUCCUAUACUCUAUUCCUCUAGAAAUGAAUGCCAACAUUGCAUUCGCCUUCUUCACCACUGACUCAACCUGGAGGUUAACCUUAAGGGUAUCCUGUAUGAGGACUCCCAAGUCCCGUUGCAUCUCAGAACUUUGAAUUCCCUCCCCAUUUAAAUAAUAGUCUGCCCAUUUAUUUCUUCUGCUAAAGUGCAUAACCAUACACUUUCCAACAUUGUAUUUCAUUUGCCACUUCUUUGCCCAUUCUUCCAAUCUAUCCAAGUCUCUCUGCAGACUCUCUGUUUCCUCAGCACUACCAGCCCCUCCACCUAUCUUUGUAUCAUCAGCAAACUUAGCCACAAAGCCAUCUAUUCCAUAAUCCAAAUCGUUGAUGUACAAUGUAAAAAGAAGUGGCCCCAAAAUGGAACCCUGUGAAUCACCACUGGUAACCAGCAGCCAACCAGAAUAGGAUCCCUUUAUUCCCACUCUCUGCUUCCUGCCAAUCAGCCAACACCCUAUCCAUGUAUGUAACUUUCCUGUGAUUCCAUAGGCUCUUAUCUUGUUAAGCAGCCUCAUGUGUGGCACCUUGUCAAAGGCCUUCUGAAAAUCCAAAUAUACAACAUCCACUGCAUCUCCUUUGUCUAGCCUACUGGUAAUUUCUUCAAAAAAUUGUAAUAGGUUUGUCAGGCAGGAUUUUCUUUUAAGGAAACCAUGCUGAGUUCUGCCUAUCUUGUCAUAUGCCUCCAGGUACUCUGUAACCUCAUCCUUGACAAUCGACUCCAACAACUUCCCAACCACCGAUGUCAAGCUAACAGGUCUGUAAUUUCCUUUUUGCUUCCUUGCCCCCUUCUUAAGUAGCAGAGUGACAUUUGCAAUCUUCCAGUCUUCCGGAACCAUGCCAGAAUCUAUUGACUUUUGAAAGAUCAUCGCUAAUGCCUCCGCAAUCUCCACAGCUACUUCCUUCAGAACAUGAGGGUGCAUUCCAUCUGGUCCGGGAGAUUUAUCUACCUUUAAACUAUUCAGCUUCCUGAGUACUUUCUCUGUCGUAAUUGUGACUGCGCACACUUCUCUUUCCUGCCACCCUUGAGUGUCCGGUAUACUGCUGAUGUCUUCCUCAGUGAAGACUGAUGCAAAAUACUCGUUCAGUUCCUCCGCCAUCUCCUUAUCUCCCAUUACAAUUUCUCCAGCAUCGUUUUCUAUCGGUCCUAUAUCUACUCUCACCUGUCUUUUACUCUUUAUAUAACUGAAAAAGCUUUUAGUAUCCUCUUUGAUAUUAUUUGCUAGCUUCCUUUCAUAGUUAAUCCUUUCCCUCUUAAUGACCUUCUUAGUUUCCUUUUGUAAGGUUUUAAAAACUUCCCAAUCCUCUGUCUUCCCACUAAUUUUUGCUUUCUUGUAUGCCCUCUCCUUUGCUUUAACUUUGGCUUUGACUUCUCUUGUCAACCACAGUUGCAUCCUUUUUCCAUUCGAAAAUUUCUUCUUUUUUGGAAUAUACCUGACUUGCACCUUCCUCACUUCUCGCAUAAACUCCAGCCACUGCUGCUGUGCCGUCUUUCCUGCCAGUGUCCCUUUCCAGUCAACUUUGGCCAGUUCCUCUCUCAUGCCACUAUAAUUUCCUUUACUCCACUGAAAUACCUGUGUAACCUGUGCAUUUUGAACAGGUCAUACUUCCCCCAGAAGAGAUCCCAAUGAUCCAGGAAUCUGAAGCCCUGCCCCCUGCACCAGUCUCUCAGCCACAUCGGAUUUUGGCUUCUCUUUUUCAAAUUUCACAGUGAACUCAAUCAUGUUAUGAUCACUGCCUCCUAAGGGUUCCUUCACCUCUAUCUCUCUAAUCACCUCCGGUUCAUUACACAAUACCCAAUCCAGUACAGCCGAUCCCCUAGUGGGCUCGAUAACAAGCUGUUCUAAAAAGCAAUCUCGCAGACAUUCUACAAAUUCUCUCUCUUGAGAUCCAGUGCCGACAUGAUUUUCCCAAUCUACUCGCAUGUUAAAUUCCCCUACAAUUAUCAUAACACUGCCUUUCUGACAAGCCUUUUCUAUUUCCUGUUGUAAUUUGUAGUCCACAUCCCUGCAGCUGUUUGGAGGCCUAUAAAUAACUGCCAUCAGGGUCCUUUUACCCCUGUGAUUUCUUAGCUCAACCCAUAAAGAUUCUGCACCUUCCGAUCCUAUAUCACCUCUUUCUCAUGAUUUAAUAUCAUUUCUUACCAAUAAAGCCACGCCACCCCCUCUGCCUACCUUCCUAUCCUGUCGAUACACCGUGUAUCCUUGGACGUUCAGCUCCCAGAGACAUGCAUCCUUUAGCCAGGUCUCAGUGAUGGCCACAAUAUCAUACCUGCCAAUCUAUAGCUGUACAACAAGAUCAUCCACAUUACUCCUUAUGCUGCGUGCAUUUAAGUAUAACACCUUAAGACCAGUAUUUGAUACUUUUUGCUUUGAUUGCACUGCAAAUCAUCCCAAUGGCUACAAAUUUGCCCUAUCACCUGCCUGUCUUUCCUGACAUCUUUACUGCUCACUAUCUUAGAUUUAUUUCUGUUUUCCCCUUCCUCCGCUCUAUCAUUCUGGUUUCCAUCCCCCUGCCAGAUUGGUUUAAACCCUCCCUAACAGCUCUAUUAAACCUUCCCACCAGGAUGUUGGUCCCCUUCGGGUUCAGGUGUAACCUGUCCAUUUUGAACAGGUCAUACUUCCCCCAGAAGAGAUCCCAAUGAUCCAAGAAUCUGAAGCCCUGCCCCCUGCACCAGUCUCUCAGCCAUGCAUUCAUCUUCCUGAUCCUACCUAUUCUUGCCCUCACUAGCAUGUGGCACAGGUAGCAAUCCUGAGAUUACUACCCUGGAGGUUCUGCUUCUCAGCUUCCUUCCUAACUCCCGGAAAUCUCUCUUCAGGACCUCCUCCCUCAUCCUAUCUAUGUCAUUGGUACCAGCAUGUACCAAGACAACUGGCUGCUCGCCCUCUCCCUUCGGAAUAUUCUGGACCUGAUCCGAGACAGCCUGUACCCUGGCACCAGGGAGGCAACACACCAUGCGGGUAUCUCUAUCAGGCUCGCAGAAUCUCCUGUCUGUUCCCCUGACUAUGGAAUCCCCUAUGACUACCGCAUUCCUCUUCUCCCUCCUUCCCUCCUGCACAGCAGCGCCAAGCUCAGUGCCAGAGACCCAGUCACCGUGGACGUCCCCUGUCAGGUCAUCCCCCUCAACAACAUCCAGAAUAAGAUACUUGUCACUGAGGGGGACAGCCACAGGGGUGCUCUCCACUAUCCGGGAAGUCUCCUUCUCUCUCCUGACAGUCACCCAGUUUUCUGACCCCUGUAGCCCCCGUCUAUCAUCUCUUCACUUUCCCUAAUAAGCAGUAGGUCAUCAGCUGCAGCUCCAGAUCCCUGACACGGUCUUUUGGAUUGGGACAAGCAGAGCGGCGUGGGAGCUGAAUUCUGAAGGAAGGCAGUUUUUAAAAAAAACUUAUUCGAGUGCAAGAAGGACGAGACUGCGCAGGCGCGUGACGUAACAGGACAGCGCGGAGAGUUUAAAAAGGUUAUCCUUCCUGAUUCUGGCAAGGGAGACGAAAGAUCACUUAAAAGCCACGGAUCCUAUGCCUUUAGAAUCUUCAAGUAUAAAAUGCAAAGCCUUCAGAAAAUAUCAACAAUGCAUCAUAAACUGAACUCCCAACAGAAUAGUCUUCAACAGGUCAAUUAUUUUUGGUUUAAUAAAAUAUCAUGUUUGGAUGUAAACAGAUUUCUGAUUUGCAAAGACUAGCCUGGUGAUAAAGUGAGUUUCACGGAUUCCGUUUGCUAUGACGUAUUCAGUUCAGCCCUAUUUCUUCCCUGUAAAGAAACUUGAAGGUAAACGUCUCACUCUGAGUAGUUCAGAGAACGGAUAUCCUGAAGCUGGUGACUUGCCUCCUGGCUCUCCAACAUUUUCCCAGCGAUCUAUAAGACACAAGUCAGGUUUGUGUUUGAAAAUGUUUCACUUGUCUGCAUCACCGUUAACACUCAAGAACCUUGACGCCAUCCACAGCAAGGCAAGAUGAACAAGGCAGCAGCCUGACCGUAACGAACCCUUGCUCCCUAGCCCACCACUACAAUGUGGCUAUAGUCUGUACUAUCCUACGUGUUUGGGGACUGUGACAGUGUCUCAUGAAUCAGUGACCUAUAUGAUUGAAAGGGCAAUGGUAGGAAGUACAUCAAAACACCAUAGCGUGCAGGCCCCCUUUCAAAUCAUCUACCAUGUCAACUUGGAAAUAUAUCAUAAUUCCUUUAUCACUACUGGGUCUAAAUUCUAAAACUUUCAAUGCGAUAGCAUUGUGAAGUAUCUUCACUAUAAAGUACUUGCAGUGUUUGAAGGCACACAGCUCGCCAUUAUCUCGAGAGCAAAGAAGCGCGGGCUUCCCGUAAUCAUCCUGUCAAGGUGGUAAACAGAAUGUGUAAAGUCAAUUCCAGUCACUCAGAGCGGUGUUGCUACAGCUGUGAUUGAAAGAGAGAAUUACCUUGCCGUCUUCGUUCUAUCCAGUGUGUUCGAGGUCGCUAUGUAUUUUGCUUUUCCAGAGUCACUUAAUUCACUACUUGAUUCAAUUAUAGCUGGGUUGGUGACAUCUUAAAUUCAAUGACUGCUUUCAAUAUUAGAUCUGUGAGUUAGCCUGAUGCAAGAUGAAAUUCACACCACCUUAACUAUAUCAAUUUUAGCCUUGUGAGUAUUUCUGGUGCUGGCACAAUAGGGCUGUCAUCAGGUUCAUGGAUCACAGGAAACCCAGCUAGGCUCAUGUCAUUAGCAGUUUAAAACCAGCAAGUCCAAUGAUCUGGAAUAAAAUGCAUCUCUUAUAAACAUAAGAAUUUUUUAAAAGUGAAUUCUCUCUUUCACCAUGUUGCUAUUGAUCUUGCCGGGAGUUGUAUUUAAAUUUUGAAUGUUGCCUAUCAUAGUUUAGUGCCCUGUGAUCCUAUGCACAUGCAAAAGUUUUUUUUAAAGUUUGCCUCUACAAAUGCUUGCUUGAAAUUGCUGUUCAAUAGUAUGUGGUGUGUCUAUAAUGUUCACUCUUACUUGGAUGGCAGGAGCUGGUCCAAUGUCUUCAUUAUUUUAAAAGUUGUUCUUAAAUUAUUUAUAGAAUGAAACACCAUUACAUGCUAACUUUUACCAUUAGGUGGUAUAUUGGCAUUGAAGGGAAGUACUGGUACCUUGAACACAAUUGUGUUUACAGAAUUUGUUCUUGGAAAAAAUGUUUUGUAUGUUUCACUGUGUGUGUUUCAAGUUGUUGGCCAAUAUUGAAGAUGAUAGUGCUUGAAGGCAGAUGUUCUGUCUUGCAGCUUUUGUUUAGUUUUUGCUUUUCUUCUCCUUCUUUACAUUUUCAUAAACUCUCUCAACUUUUCAAUUCUAGCCUUGCCUCCUCAGUGAAUCCUAAUCCAAGUAAAUGACUUAUUCAGGAGUUGGUUCUGCAAUCCAGUAACUGCACAGAGGAUAGUAAUCUAUACAGCUGAACUGAGUUUAACAGAUCAGUCUUUAUAUAGAGUCAAGAACUGCCUGGGCUAAUCCACAACCUCAAGCACAUUCUGUAUAAAAUCACCACAGAUAAUUUGCUAUUCAAAUAUUGGAUUGUUGGGUAAAAAGGGUAGCUGCUCUCCCAGUAUCAUACUCAUUAAAUUCCAUGAAAACUUUCAAUAGUCAAAUCAAUUAAUUGCAAAUCACUUUGGAAUUGUCUGAAGUUGGGGAAUGCACAAUAUUUUUAAAAUAUGAUAGGUUAAAAAUUAGCAACCAGGGAAGUUUAUUUAUGGGAUCACCUUUGCUGGAGGAGCAAACAGUUUGCUGUCGACACUCUCUUAAUAAAAUAUUCAAAAUUAAAAAUGCAACCACAGUAUCUUUGAAAUCAAACACUGGACUAUAUAUUUGGGAAGUUUGGAUUACAAACCGUACCAGAUGCAAAUAAUUGCUCAAUUGAAGCUUAUCUUUGAAGAGAGCUCAGUAUUUAUGAGUUGCAAGCAACCUUUCAAAGUACAGGUGGCCAGUUCAUUGGCAGCAUGUUAAAAAUUAAUGAGGUUGUGAGGAUGCUUAUGUGGAGCAUAACCUCCAACAAAGGCUUGUUGAGUUGGAGAUCCUGUUUCUAUGCUACAAAUUUUAUGUAAUUAUACAGUAUGUGAAAAAAAGCUUUAACUAACACAGCUCUUCUAGUUCUGACAUACACCGUAUUUAUCUUGCAUCUAUGUCACUGACUAGCUGUCGACCGCAAUCUUGUAAUCAGCACUGCAGUGUGCUGAUGUCAACCCCUCCUAUUUAUAUGAAGCAUCUGCUGGUUGCAGCUUCAGUAGAUGUUUGAGGCAGCUGAUGGCUGGAAACACAGUCUGUAUUAUCGCAGAGCUGCUAUUCAAAAUAGCCUCAAAGAAACUGCAGGACAAAGGUGAUGAAGGAUAAAGAUGUUUGCACCCCAGAUACUGGGUCUACUGGUUUCCCUGAGAAGAUAAUAAUGCACCCUGUGAUUUAACCCCUAAAACCCAUAGGGUUCAGGUACUGCGCCAAUGAGGAUGUUAGGCAAUUCAUUUUAAGACUUUCACCUAAAGAUGAUGAGCAAGUGGCAGUGCAUGCUGCACUGGCUGGGUAAGGCCUGCACUUCUGAGGCAGACCCUGGUGGCUCAGUUGCCAUGUUGCAGGCUUGAGAACAAACAUUUAGGCUGAUACCCUAAGGAGACGCUCCAAUGUGUGGAAACUGUGCUCAUAAAAAAAUGUGAUCCUUUGAUUCAACUGAGGUCUCGUCUGCCUCUCAGGUGGUCAUAAAAUAUCCCAAAAGCACUAUUUCAAAUAUUUAUCUAUAAAACAACAUCAGUGUCUGAUCAUUAUCACAUUGCUGCAUGUGGGAGCCUGUUGUGUACAACUGGCCGCUAUAUUUUGUUAAUUGCAGACUUUAAUAGUGCAUCACAGGCUAUACCAUGCACACUCCGGUAGUGGAAAUCGACACUAAAUAUAGGUUCUUAAGUCAGUGUACUGAGUGAUUUGGAUGGGAGCUUGGAGUAAAGAUGUUCCCAUGAUUUUGCUCCUGUCACCCUUCUCAGAGAGAGAAUUUGUGUUGUUCGACUGUGUAAUCAGAGUACAGUUGAUGAGUCUCCCCACUGUUUCCUUUGGAUGGUUUGUACCCAUUGUACCAUUGAUUUAAGAGCUGCAUGUUUCAUUAGCUAUCAGUCUCACAGAUAGCUCUUCUCUGUGUAGACAGUGCUGAACUCUUUAGGUCAUUGCAUUUGUAAUAUAUGCAGGAGACUAUCCAAUCUCACUCCUGGCAGUUAAUGGAGAAGCAUCAAGUGUGCCACUUCUCAGAGUUCCCAGUAAUCUAGAAGUGUCUCAAUGCAUUUGGCCCUGUCAUUGCCUAGUGACCCACCCUGAGGUGUCAAUAGUGCAAGACUAACAUUAGCAAUGUCAUGGAAAUUAGGUUGUGUCAAGUUAUUGCACAAGGUCAACAGCAAGAUAAUGCACAUGCACUGGUAACUUGGUGUGUGGAUGGAGACGGCAUUUCCAAAUAUAGGUGCCCUAGUGGUUAUUGCUGAAUAGCUCUGUACAGUUAUGCUAAUAAAGGAAGACUUGCAUUUACAUUGUAGCUCCCUUGUCCCGAAGUAGGUAUGGCUUUUAUAUUGCAGGACAGUGACUUUCCACAAACAGUUCUGUGAUGUUGACUGUAGUAACGUCAAAGUUGAGUUGACUGUCAUUUGAGAAAGUACACGUGUGCACAGGCGCAACGAAAACUUACUUGCGGCAGCACUGCAGCGUAUUCUCUAAAUCAUGGUGUCUUUAGGGGCUUUGCUAUUGCUGAUGUGGGGGCUGCUGCUUUCACUGAGGGUGGUGGGGGGCUGAAGCUUUUGCUGAGGCAGGUGGGGGAGGGCUGAAGCUUUUGCUGCUGCUUGUGCAUGGGGGGGGCUUGCUAACAUUUUCCUGUCAUUCGUUCUUUGGGGGGUUUUCUUCUGUUUCAUGAAUGUCUGUGCAGAGCAAGAAUUUCAGGUUGUAUACCAUAUACAUUCUCUGAUAUUAAUUGGAACCGUUAAAACAUUGCAUCAUAUAAACAGCAUUCACAGUAAAACAAAAUUGUACAUAAGUUAUGUUUAAUUUAUGUUUACAAGAAAGAAUACAAUUAGGGAUAAAAGCAAAACAGUUCAUUUUAGUGCAAAGUGAAGAAUCCGUGUUGCCCAGGACCCUGAAACUUGCUCAAGAACUUUAUUGUUCUUCUUUGUAGUAGUGCUAUGGGACGUUUUAUAUAAACCUGAGAGAGAUCUUGGGGCCAUAGUUAAUAUUCCAUCUGAAAGAUGUGUGCGGGUUUCUAGAAUGGAACUUCCAAUUCCAUACAAGCCAAGACUGGCUCCCAAUGAUGACGCCUAAAAUUUAUGAAGUUCAUUGAGUCUCGAUUGUAAAUGGUGGCUGAAUAACAUCAAUUACAAUGGAUCAAUAAACAAAAACACUUGCACCUUUCAUGACGUCCGAUGUCCCAAAGCUUAGAAAGAUCAAGCAACAUCUGUAUAGAAGAUUAAUAAGGUAUCCCUUGCUCUGGGUAGCACAGGGGGUGGCCAAACUCUUUCAUGAACUUAAAAUAAAACACUCAAUGUACCAGGUUUGAGAGCCAAGUGUAAUUAAAACUUCAAACCUCUUGUGAAAGUGCAUAGAAAGAAUUGUGAGAGAAUGGAAGGUGGUUGUACUGUGAACAAUAUGAAAUGUCUGUAAUAUUUGUUGUACUGUAUAUGUUUUAUAUUCAUUUUUGCUCUGGAAAUGUCUAUUUAUUGAUAAAUUAUAUUGUUAUAUCGGCAGGAUGUUAAGUACUACACAAAAGAAGUGUAACUUCCCUGUGGUGAGGCAAGUUAUUUAAUAUUGUGUCCAAGUACAUUUGCACAUCUGUUUGUUUCAGUAGAAUUGGAGUUGAAUGCCAGUGCCAUGUGAUGAUGCAUUCAUACUUAGUGCUGGUAGAAAUCUAGCGUGACAUUUCUGUACCGGAUAAUUAAAUAUAGGGUUAGCCCAUUCAAACUUCAUCUCCUGGAUUCUCUUAAUCAUUUUUAUUCAUCUGUGAAUUUACAUCAAGGUUGUGAACUGCUCCAUAAAAGACAUUGACAACAUAUUCAAAUUGUGUUUACUCAAAUAUUGAAUAAAUUGCAAGGUAUAACAAAUGUAGACGUCUUGUAUCCCCAGGAAAUGAUUGUUGCUAUUCCAGAGAAGCUGGCGUUGUUCCUCUUGGAACAUCAAAGUUGAGGGAAAUUUCCAAUAGGUGGCAGCCAUUCAAUGAACAGAUUUACGCUGAUUGGCAGAAGAUUAUUUUUAAUAUGAUAAAACCUGAAAUCCAUUGCCUAAAAUGGUGGUGGAAGCAAAAAUAGCUUCCAACUAAAAAUUAAAAUAAACACUAAAUAAAUAUUAAAUGAACUAUUGUCAAUAUUACAAAGAGAGAUUGGGAUGAUUGUGUUGAUUUGAGAACUCUUUCAGAAAAGAGGCCAAAAGAUCUGUGUAACGUAUUCAUAACUGCUUUAUCUAUACACCACACAUUUGAGACAAUAGCAAACUGGCUUCCAGAAUAUUCUUUUUGUAUUGGAAUUCACACAGUAUUUAAGUUUCAUGUAACUGGAAUUGGGAGAUUGCUUCAAAUUUAUUGAUGGUUUUAGAGGAGAAGCUAAUAAAAUUUCCUGCUUGCUGUUUACAGCUGGUUUGUUACCAUGGGAAUUGUGCUUAUCUUUUCUUUGGCUUGUUUCUGUAAUUAUUGCUGAAUUUUGAAGAAUUUUGAUAAGCUUGGACAGGUUGGAGGAAUUGCUUACAAUUUUAAAGGGGUUUAACUUCAAUUGGUAUUUUAAUUCUUUGUAUGACUGGUUGGUCUUGAAAAUAAUGCAUAAUCCGGCUGUCAAUCCAAUUGUUCUAAUGCUGAGUGUAAAAUAGACCAUCAGAGAAUGCUGAAAACCCUCUGCGCAUUGAUACGAUUUUCCCCACACAAUUAGAAGGUAGAUAUUUGAGGUUAAGACCAUUAGACAUAGGAGCAGAAUUAGGCCAUUUGGCCCAUCGAGUCUGCUCCGCCAUUCGAUCAUGGCUGAUCCCUUUUUUUUCUCCUCAACCCCGUUUCCCAGCUUUCUCGCCAUAACCUUUGAUGCCGUGUCCAAUCAGGAACCUAUCAAUCUCUGCUUUAAAUAUACCCAACGGCCUGGCCUCCACAGCUGCACGUAGCAACAAAUAAAAUCACCACCUUCUGGCUCAAGAAAUUUCUCCGCAUCUCUGUUUUGAAUGGAUGCCCCUCUAUUCUGAGGCUGUGCCCUCUUGUCGUAGACUCUCCCACUAUGGGAAACAGCCUUUCUGCAUCUACUCCGUCUAGGCCUUUCAACAUUUGAAGGGUUUCAGUGAGAUCCCCCAGGUUGUGGAGAAGGGAUGAAGGGAAGGAAAGGAAUGUCUGAUAGGGUGGAGUCUAACAAGUUGUCAGUGGAGAUAAGUUGGUGGUGAUGUAGUCAUAGAGUAGCGAUACCCAACCCGGCACCAAGGACUCCUUGCUUAAUGGUAUUGGUCCGUUGCAUGAAAAAGGUUGAGACCCCCUGUCACAGAGGAAGAUGAAUGAAAAUGGAGAAAAGAUGGAGGGGAAGUGUUGCAAAUGAAAUUCAACUGAAGAAAAACACUGCAGAUGAAGAAAAACAAAUAAAAAACAGCAUAUUGAAAAUACUCAGCCGGUCAGCUGGAGAAAGAAAGAAUUAAUGUUGCAUUAGUCAUAAAUGGCCAGAUUUGAAGCAAACUCAAAUGACUGAAAUUGUUGAACUUAACAUUGAGUUGUAAAGGUUGUAUUAUGUCACAUGGCAAGAUCUGGUGUCGGUCCUUGAUCUUGUGUGAGUAUAAUUGGAACAAUGUCAACGAGAUCAUUAUGGAGAAAUAAAGUGAUGGGCAACGUGAAACUUAGGGUCACCCUUGGAGACUGGAUGAGAAGCCCUUUACAUCAUCCCCUCUCCAUAUUUAGUUUAUGUCUUCACCUCUUCCUCCCCUUCUGCUCUGAAACUUAAGAUAUGUUUGAUUUCUGCCUUUUCCCAUCUUUAAUAAAAUGUUAGGGCCUGAGAUGUUGGUCCUCUUUCUUUCACAACAGAAGCUGCCUGCCUUGCUGAGUAUUUCCUGCACGUUCUGUGUUUAGUUCAGAUUUUCACCAUCAGCAAUUCUUUGAUUUAAAAAAAAUGUCUAAUUUUUGUCUUGGACAAAUUCUGGAGGUAGCAGCUCAUGGCAACUGCCUCCAGCCUCUUCCACCAAAGGUCACCUGUACUGGUGCUCUUCAGUCCUGUAGGCAAUUGGACAUGAAGUGGCCCAUUUGUUAGAAGAUUUUCAUUUAUCAAGCAAUCCCCACCCCACCCCAUCUGCAUUUCCAAUAGUUUGUAACAGUUUAAAAAGUCCAAAUGAUGUUCUAAUAAUCACAAUUUGUUAGAUUUGCAGCAGCAUCUUAGAACUUGAUCUUUAACUUCUGCAGACCCCAGAAAUUGUGAAUAAACUCAAUGUUCAAACACAGUUGUGAAGUUACCCAAAGGUUAUUACUACCAUAAGAUGCUGCAGAAAUUCUAAGGGCACUGAGCCCCAAAUCUGGGCUGCUAUUACAACAAUAGAAUAAAUGAAUCACUUUUCAGUUGUAUGGGUUGUAUGAUAUUUAAAGAAUGUCUGGAUUUCAAAAGGCUCACCCUGUCAGGUCACAGAAAGUGCAAGAGACUGCAGAAACCUGGGGACUGCAACUUCACUAUGCAAUAUUGGCACAUCGGUCCGUUCCUGAGAAAGUUCUUCCUUCUGUUAUAUCAAUUGAAAGGUAGAUCAUAAGCCAAUAUAACACACAUAUUUCAUCCCAAUGGUAAUACUAUAUAUUUUAUGCUGAAAAUGUCCUAUGUGGACAAUCUACUUGACUAACAGUUUUUAUAUAAAAGCUAGCUUCUGGGCAGAUACUACAUUAGUGUGUAUGUUAUCGACAAACAGAUAGUCAGUUUGCAUAUUAGCCCUUUUCUCAUUGAUAUCUUCUAGUUUUACAGAUGCCAAAUAUAACAAUGUCUAGAUGAAGGUUCUUGACAACUGUCCAUUUCCUCCUAAAGAUGCUGCCUGACCUGAGUUCCUCUAGCAGUUUUAUUUUGCUCCAGAUUCCAGCAUUGCAGUCUUGUAUUUUCUCCAGAGCGGAAAAUAAUUGACGUCUUUAAAUUCAGAAAAUAUCUUCUUUGCAGUCUCUCUGUGUCAAGAAUCUGAGGAUCUUGGGGUGUAUUUCUAAGGAGUGGAAGAUGUGUAUGAAU